AUGCAGUGGAGCUCCCCGACUGUUGCAGCCGACGUCAUCCGCGGCCCCUUCUCAGAUGAUCGUCUGACUGGUGUCACAUGGGUCAUCACCUGCCUGCUGGAGGAGGAGGUGGGCGGGGCCUGGGUGGAGGCUCCGCCCAGUGAAGGCGUGGCCGUGGUGGUCACGGACCUCUCCCCUCCCGCCCCCAACAUCUCGGUGACGCCGGCCAAGGCACGUUUCCUGGUGGGCGAUGCCGUGUCCAUCUCCUGCGCCGCGCCGGCACCGCCCGGCACCGACCGCAUCCAGGCCUUCCGCUUCAACGGCACCUCGGGCUGGGCCAGCGACGUCCGGACGUCCCGCCGGACGUCUGUCCACACCUUCACCGUCACCGGGCCCCGCGACGGCGGCGUCCACACCUGCUCCUACAGCGUCAUCCGGCGCGGUGGCCACGUCCUCCACUCGCCGCCCAGCCGGGCUGUGGUCAUCGAUGUCCGAGACCGCCCAACCCAACCCAACCUGACGGUGACACCCUCGGGCCUCACGGUGCAAGGGCAGCCCCUCCUCUUCCUCUGCAUGGCCCCACCCAGCAAAGCCCCUCGGCGCCACUUCCGCUUCCUCCGGGAUGAGCUUGAGGUCUCCGAGGGCAUCGUGGAAGGUUCUGGAAGCGCCCGGCUGAGGGUGGAGAGGAGCGGCCAGAACCAGACCGGGAACUUCAGCUGCAGCUAUGAGGAGAUGACCGAGGGGCGCUGGAUUGCCUCCUACCCCAGCGAGGCCGUGGCAGUGGUGGUGGAAGACCCGUGUCCGCCCCCCGUGCUUUGGGUGGAGCCUCCGUCUGGCGUGGUCACCGUGGGUCAGCGGCUGCGCCUGACCUGUUCUGCGAGCCGACGUCACUUCCGGCGCCGCUUCCGCUUCUUCCGCGAUGGCAUCGAGCUGACUCCGGGUGACCUCAUCGAUGGCGUCAUCAGUGACGUCACUGGUGAUGGGUCCCAGCUGGUGUUCCCGCGGAUUUCCCCCGAAUUUUCCGGGAAUUUCAGCUGCCUGCUGGAGGAGGAGGUGGGCGGGGCCUGGGUGGAGGCUCCGCCCAGUGAAGGCGUGGCCGUGGUGGUCACGGGUGGUUUCUCGUCCCCAGCUGAGUUCGAGUUCCCCCCAUUGGUCAUCGGCGGAGUGGUGGGAGUAGCCUUGACGCUUCUGGUGAUCCUAUUGGCUGCUUGGCUAGGCCGGAGGAGGAGGAGUCAGUGGGGGGGAGAGGAGGAUUUGGACCCCAAAAUGUCCCCAGAUCGCCUAUUUUAAUGCCAAAA
Molecule: messenger RNA, 1277 nt
Organism: Zonotrichia leucophrys gambelii
Lineage: Eukaryota; Metazoa; Chordata; Aves; Passeriformes; Passerellidae
Exons: 6
Coding region: 1-1269 (422 amino acids)
Source: RefSeq, a predicted model, not a curated record